AUGGACGGCUUGAGGGAGAACCCAUCCCUUGAUGCUGAGACACAACAACAGAUCCUGCUGGACUAUCGCGAGCUGCACGAACAGAUCAAGGCGGAGGGCUUGUACCAGUGCAACUACUCAGCAUACGGAUGGGAAUCCAUUCGCUAUGCCGCUCUGUUUGCUGCCUUCACAUACCUUCUCUACAGCAAGUGGUACCUCACAUCUGCCCUCUUUCUGGGUUUGUUCUGGCAACAAAUCAUGUUCACAGCGCACGACGCCGGCCACCGCGGCAUAUCCGGCAACUUCGUCGUUGACACUUUAAUCGGCGUCUUCAUCGCCGACUUCUGCUGCGGCCUCUCAAUCGGCUGGUGGAAAUCUUCCCAUAACGUGCACCACCUAAUCACCAACAUGCCCGAGCACGAUCCCGACAUCCAAAACACACCCCUCUUCUCCACCUCCCCAACCUAUAUCAAAGGCGUCAUCUCAACUUUCUACAAGGACUUCGAAUUCAAAUGGGAUGCUGCAUGUGAGGUUUUGCUGCCCUACCAGAAGUACACAUACUACCCCAUCAUGGCCCUGGCGCGGUUCAACCUCUACCUCCUCAGCUGGUGCCACCUGUUCUCCCCUCGCGCCGCCCAACUCGGCGCAGCAUGGUGGACACGCCCCGUUGAACUCGUUUUCAUGGCGUGCUACUGGUUUAUUUUCGGAUAUCUGCUCGUCUGGUGCACGCUGCCUAGCUGGUCGAUCCGCAUCGGCUUCGUGCUGAUUAGCCACCUCGUCACUAUGAUCCUGCAUGUGCAGAUCACGCUGAGCCAUUGGGGUAUGCCCACCUCCGACCUUGGUCCUACUGAGUCCUUCCCCCAGCGCCAAAUGCGCACAACGAUGGACGUCGAGUGCCCUGCGUGGUUGGAUUGGGUGCACGGCGGUUUGCAGUUCCAGGCUGUGCACCAUUUGUUUCCGCGGAUGCCGAGGCAUAAUUUGCGGAGGGGGCAGGAGCUGGUAAGAGAGUUUAGCAAGAAGACGGGGGUUAGGUAUCAUUGUUACGGGUUUGUGGAGGGGAACAAGAUUGUGUUGAGUAGGCUGGAGGAGGUUGCGAGUAUGGUUAAGAUGAUGGUGGAUUACUGUGUGGAAUCCUCGGAGAUCCAGAAUUAG
Macroventuria anomochaeta is the source of this 1131-nucleotide messenger RNA. Its product is annotated as fatty acid/sphingolipid desaturase. Bases 1 to 1131 code for a protein of 376 amino acids. The transcript has 3 exons. Gene Ontology annotation, cellular component: membrane. Gene Ontology annotation, molecular function: oxidoreductase activity, acting on paired donors, with oxidation of a pair of donors resulting in the reduction of molecular oxygen to two molecules of water. The record is from RefSeq and is a predicted model, not a curated record. Gene Ontology annotation, biological process: lipid metabolic process. NCBI's taxonomy places the organism in Eukaryota, Fungi, Ascomycota, Dothideomycetes, Pleosporales, Didymellaceae.